AUGGAAUUACCAUACAUUCAGCAUCAAAUCUCACCCACAAGGCCCCAUUCACAUGUCGACGCCCAGCAGGACCUGGGUUUAGCAAAGAAUCCACCCUUGGGCUUACCGGCCGAAUACGCUAAGCUUAGCCCUGCGGGCCAGCACCCGAUCUAUUCCUUCAAUGGACCAAUGCAUGUUUCGCAUCCGUUCUUAGUCACACUUCCUGGCAUAUCUCAGCGCUACUCGAUGGCGCCGCAUUGGGGGAACGUUGGAUUUUCUGCAGUUCCAACCCUGCAGCUCCCAAAAUUUUCCGAAGACCCUCAGCGCGGAGAAGCCACCAGAUACAAUACUCCUGCUUAUUCAGCCAACAGUUCCAAGUGUGUGUCGUCUUCUUCUAGUGCAAUUUUCAGCACUCCAUGCUUGGGCUCGUGCGGCUCGCACUCGUCUGCUGAUGCCAUCCAAUUAAAAGCAAAGCCGGCUAAAUCAGAUCACAAUUUUUUCGGCGAGAUCUGCGACACAAAUCUGAUCGAAAUAGCUAAGAAAAAUGUCCGGACGCCCUUUGAUGAAUUGGCCCAUUCAGUGAAAUUGGCGGAGACAAACCUCGCACGCAUCGUUGGGUCGAGCUCGAAACAUUCCAGGGAUAAUCGUCAUGCCGAAGCACACAAAAAAAGACAGCAUCAGAUCCUGGCUAUGGUUUUUCUGAUAAGACACGUACAAAUCAAGGAGUCCGCCGUAUGCCCAAGAAAUAGGAUUUUCAACCAAUAUGUGCAACUGUGCCAGCAGUAUGGAGUGCAGCCUGUUGUGAAUGCUUCUUUUGGGAAACUGGUCAAAGCGCUUUUUCCAGGCAUCAAGACCAGAAGGCUUGGGAUUAGAGGUUCCAGCAAGUACCAUUACUGCGGCAUAAAAUUGGUCGGAGACUCUGAUGAAGUGGAGUCAUUAGCGUCCACCACGUCAACUACCCCCACCAUUGGGUCUCCAGCGGCUGUCCAAGCAAACGAAACGUCUACUGACAUUCAUUUCGAUCUUAGUCUGGAGGACAACUUUCUGAACAGAACGAGCAUUGGGGAAGCAGAUCUUGACAUCAGUGCCGUCAGCAGUAUCUUCCGGUUUUUUGACUCUGAUGAGCAGAAGGAACUGAAGGAGAUUGAGGAUCAUUAUGGAGCACACUGUCGCAAGGUUUUGUAUUGCAUUCGGUUCAUGAAAAUCAAAACUCUGUUCGAGAGCAUGUCUUCAGACUUUUCAGGCUUAUCAGUCCACGCAAAAGGUCUUUUAUCUUCUCCACAUGUGAUUUCGUGGAUCUUGAGAUGCGAUAACGCGCUAUAUAUCGCGUGUAUCAGAUUGCUGUCCAAGAUGAUACUCCAAAAUGUGCCGGAGCAUGUUUGCGUUCAGAUGGCGAAUGUGAAUACCUACUUUGUGAAAUAUGUUAGGGAGAUGAUGCUUCCUGAUGAUGUUAUCCAGGCCAAGCUUCCUGUGGCUGAAACUUUUGUGAAAAUGACCUCUCGGCUGACUAGGGUAAUGUUGGCAGGCCACAACUGUGUCAGAAAUCUUUGCCAGCCAUCAGUCGUGCUAGAGUUGCUACAAGAUUGGGAAGCGCUUGAUAUUAUGGAGAUUGUCAAACGAGAGAUCAGAUGUCAAAAGCAAGAAGAGAUUACAGAUGUUUUGCGACACGAUAUCACUAGCCUCUUGCGCGAGGUCUCUGCACUCACUCUUCAUAUCCAGGAGACGGAAGACAUCAUCAUCAAGACGUUGAGUACACGCAUAUCUAGAAUUCCUGAAAAGUUUGUCGAUGUGAGCCCGCAGACGUUUCUGUUGAUUAGCAAUCAGUUGGUCGACUCGAUAAUGAGACAGCUGACUCUUGACAACCGCAGUAAUAUUGGUGCCUGGUGGGGAUUGAGUUGUUGGCUCAACGAGUUUUUUAUUUUUCUUGCCGAGCUUGGCGGCUACACCAGGCUUGUUGCUGAUUAUGAGAGUCAGAGAGAGUGA
Ogataea haglerorum is the source of this 1962-nucleotide messenger RNA. RefSeq lists its product as uncharacterized. The record is from RefSeq and is a predicted model, not a curated record. Gene Ontology annotation, molecular function: RNA polymerase II cis-regulatory region sequence-specific DNA binding; DNA-binding transcription factor activity, RNA polymerase II-specific. The transcript has a single exon. Lineage: Eukaryota; Fungi; Ascomycota; Pichiomycetes; Pichiales; Pichiaceae. Bases 1 to 1962 code for a protein of 653 amino acids. Gene Ontology annotation, biological process: regulation of transcription by RNA polymerase II.